Molecule: messenger RNA, 2187 nt
Organism: Oikopleura dioica
Lineage: Eukaryota; Metazoa; Chordata; Appendicularia; Copelata; Oikopleuridae
Source: the annotation of a GenBank genome assembly
AUGAAAAUUUUCCUUUUUCUCCUGAAUUAUGCUUUUUCUAUAAAUUUCAAUUUGUGGGAAAAUGGAGGAUUUCUGGUCUCCGGCGACGAAGACGAUUUCAACCUCGCUUCUGGUGCUUACUUCAUUCGGGCGAAUAACAAAACUUACUCCACCACCGACAACACUCUCCAGAUCACGACUGUGAAGAAAGAAACAGGCACUGAUGUACACGGAAUCUUCACGAAAACAACUCUCCACUUCAACUCUACCGAAUUCAAAUCUCAGCUGCUGAUGGAAGCGUCAGUUCGACACUACCAGACCUUUGUUAUCUUUAACCAGAAAUUUGACCAUCUCGAGGGAAUGUCCAACAACGAUCCCAAUUCCGUCUCCACGAGUUUUCCCAGCUUCGAGAUCCCAAAACAAGGGAAGAAAGAAAUGUUCGUUAUCAAUCCUUGCGAUGAUAUGGCAGGAGAACAAGAGAUGGUUAGGGUACCAUGGAAUGAAGAAAAUGCGGAUAAAUUAUGCGGGGGACUAAAAGGGGGACCCUUCUUCAUUUUUGACAAAACGAAUUCUUCAGCAGGGCAUUUUAGUCAAGUUUUCACAAUUUCGUCUUUUUCAAAAUUCACCGCCGUCAAUUCUGAAAUCGAAAUUCUUCCUCUCCGCUCUACCCUUUCUUUUGGCCUGCCCGGAUCAUUGGAGAAUAUUUCAAACUAUGAAAUCGAAACUAUCCUGCACUUUGGAAACGAGGGAUUUUAUGAGAGUGUUCACGCCUGGGGCGAUGUUUUGCUGAAGCAAUAUGGGAAGACACGAGCAUAUCGAGAGUCUGAAUUGACAGUUAAUUACUUGAGCUACUGGACUGACCAAGCAAGACCUGAUGCUUUUCCUGAUUCGAUGCAAGGCCUCUAUUACAAUACCUCCCUACCCGUCAUCGCUCAUAAUCGCUGGUGGUGUAGCAAUACGACUUAUGCGAAGGAAAAUGGAGGGGGUUAUGAUUUUUCGAUUGACCGAAAGACGGGCUUUGCUUUGCCAACGGAAUAUCAGUUUUGGGAUGAUCUCUUUCGAAAUUCAACAAGAUGGGGUCUUCGGGUGUACCUUCAAGAUUGGAUGGGAGUCGCAACAAGCAAGCUUCCGGUGCUUGAGAAAGAUCUUUCAAUCGGUAAAAAACAAGACGAAAACAAGACAUUUGGAAAAUUUCUAGAGAGGAAUUGGCUUCUUCAGAUGUCUCAAGCAGCAGAAGCUAAUGGCAUCUCUAUCCUCUAUUGCAUGGCUUUUUCCCGACAUAUGCUCCAAUCUGUCGAGCUUCAAAACGUCGUUUCCAUCAGAUCCUCAGGCGACUACGAGCCGGGAAAUCGACAGUGGGACAUCAGCAUUUCCGCCAUUUACACUCAUGCUCUUGGUCUCGCCCCUUUCAAAGAUACUUUCUGGACGACGCCAAAGCAGCCGGGUCAUCCAGGCUACGAAAACAUUACCGAAUGGCAUCCGGAGCUCGAAUCGGCCAUGGCAACUCUCUCAACCGGAAUCGUCGGAAUCAGCGACCGAGUUGGCUACACAAAUGAUGACCUUGUCAGCAAGUCGAUUCGGCCUGACGGAAAAAUUCUUAAACCGUCCCGUCCGAUCGCUUGUCCCGACCAUCUUCUCUGGGAACUGAAUCCUUGGGAAGUGAACAAUGGAACUUCGGAGUUUGAAACAUAUUCUGAGCUGAAUGGCCAUCGAUGGGGAAUCAUACUUCUGUACAAAAAUGUGACAGAGAAAACUGUUCAUCGAAGUCAUAAUUUGAGAAAUUUUCAUUUCACAAGAAGCGGCAAAGGGGACAAGUUUCUUCUCACAGAAAACUUCGAAAAAUCGGAAGGAAGAAAAAUUGAUCAUGAAUUCGAGCACUUUCUAGCGCCAUCAGAAAAGCUGAAGAUGAUGUAUUUUGCUCCCCUGAUUCUUAUUCCCGGAAGAUCUCAAUCGUAUGUGACGAUUCUUGGCGAAAUUAAUAAAUGGGUCAAAGUUUCCCCGCAGCGAUUUUCAGAACUCCUUGUAACUCAUACUAUGCUCUCAGUUACACUUUCUGGCGUGGAUCAAGAAAGCAUUUGGGUCGGAAUUCAACUUGAGCUUGACGGACAAUCGACUUUUACUGAAUAUUUUUCCUGCAAAUUCGGCCCUUCAGGAAAGAACAAGCUUGUGUUUAACUUUGAUCAGACUUUCUCCUGCAACCAAAUUUAA